Molecule: messenger RNA, 1499 nt
Organism: Silurus meridionalis
Lineage: Eukaryota; Metazoa; Chordata; Actinopteri; Siluriformes; Siluridae
Gene: grhpra
Product: glyoxylate reductase/hydroxypyruvate reductase a
Exons: 9
Coding region: 295-1320 (341 amino acids)
Cellular component (GO): cytosol
Molecular function (GO): NAD binding; hydroxypyruvate reductase (NADH) activity; glyoxylate reductase (NADPH) activity
Source: RefSeq, a predicted model, not a curated record
GUUACGUGUCUCGGUGUUGCAGGGAAUUCUGUCCCCUCAACUCACCUGAUUAAUUAUAAUAAAAAUAUAUUUUCACAGAAGAGAGACAUAGGGAGUGGAGAGAAAGAGAUUUGUGAUUUGAGACACAGCCCGAGUGUUUGUUUCCUCUUUCCCCUGCAAUUAAACUGAACUCGGUGUGCGCAUGCGCGUGUAAAGGUCUUUUUGGAGUUGCAGACUAAAGUCCUUCCCUGGUCGGUGCUGGUGUCGGUGUCGGUGCUGGUGCAGGUACAAGCCUUUGAAAAUAUUUGUGUGGCCAUGAGCGCGAGCCAGAUGAUGAAGGUGUUUGUGACCAGACGCAUUCCACAGGAGGGCAUGAAGCUGCUGCAGAAAGCCUCCAUGUGUGACGUGUUGCUGUGGGACUCUGAUGAACCUGUUCCACAUGCAGAGCUUCUGAAGAAGGUAAAAGGAGCUCACGGUCUCCUGUGUCUGCUCUCAGAUCAGAUCGAUGCUGAGGUUCUUGAUGCAGCUGGACCCAACCUAAAGGUGAUCAGUACGAUGUCUGUGGGCUUUGACCACCUCGCCAUCAAUGAAAUCAAGAAGCGGGGUAUAAGGGUGGGCUACACCCCUGAUGUAUUGACCGAUGCUACAGCGGAGUUGACCGUUGCUCUUUUAUUGGCUACGGCUCGCCGCUUACCCGAGGGCAUCCAAGAGGUCAAAAGUGGAGGCUGGAGCUCAUGGAAGCCCCUGUGGUUGUGUGGUUACGGUCUCUCCGGCAGUACAGUCGGGGUUAUCGGCCUGGGACGGAUAGGUUUGGCCAUCGCACGGAGACUGAAGCCGUUCGGAGUUAAGCGUCUGCUGUAUUCAGGACGGCAGCCCAAACCUCAGGCUGGAGAAGUGGAUGGAGAACACGUGGCUCUGGACUCUCUGCUGUGUGAGAGUGAUUUCGUGGUGGUUUCGUGCUCUUUGAGCCCCGACACACAGCAGCUCUGUAACAAGGAGUUUUUCAGCAAAAUGAAGAACACUGCAGUUUUCAUCAACACCAGCAGAGGAGCGGUUGUAAACCAGGAGGAUCUGCUCGAAGCUCUCACCAGCGGUCAGAUCGCUGCAGCGGGUCUCGACGUGACCACGCCUGAGCCACUACCCACCGAUCAUCCGCUCCUCCGGCUCAACAACUGCGUGUGUGUGUGUGUGUGUUCGUUCUGUCUCGGGGGCGUCGCAGUGGUUCUCCCUCACAUCGGCAGCGCCACCUACUCCACGCGAGGCGUCAUGGCUCAACUCUCGGCCCAAAACCUGCUGUGUGGUCUGACUGGAGAUGCCAUGCCCAACGAACUGACGCUGUAACGCCUCCUAGUGGUGAUUGAUGGGAAACAACACUCCUCUUAACCCCUCAGAAGAGCAUCGCUGUCACAGAUCCAGAUGUUCCAGCUGCACUACUUUACUUUCAUCUUUAGAAUAAACGACUGUGACUUAAAUCAAUGAAUUAAAUUAAUUAAUAAAUAUUAUGUUCGUUGUGGAGAAAA